Molecule: messenger RNA, 1350 nt
Organism: Kockovaella imperatae
Lineage: Eukaryota; Fungi; Basidiomycota; Tremellomycetes; Tremellales; Cuniculitremaceae
Product: kinase-like domain-containing protein
Exons: 1
Coding region: 22-1152 (376 amino acids)
Source: RefSeq, a predicted model, not a curated record
GUACAAUAUCGUCAAUUCACCAUGGGAGAGCACAGGGCCAUGCUGCCGCGUCAUAUAGAGGCGUCUCAAAUCUCAGCACUAUUAGACUCGCUUGGCGAGCCUCAGCCUGACCACAUCGAGCCGCUCCAGGUGACAGCCGAGUAUCAUGCAAUCUUCAUAUUAUCGUACCGAUCGCCAAAAGCGGACUGGAUUCUGCGGGUCUCAGGGGCCCACAUACCUGAGAUCAAGACCAGGAAUGAAGUGGGAAUGAUGAAGACUAUCAGCGAGAAGACUACCAUCCCUAUACCUCGAGUCGUCCACUUCGAUGCCUCGACCUCAAAUUCCCUUGGUCACGAAUACACUAUCCUGGAGCGAGCGUCCGGAAUCAGUGUCGAUAAGGUGUAUGAUACGCUAUCGGAACUCACAAAGCAUGCCCUGAUGCAGCAGCUCCUUGAGGUGCUUGUCCAGCUUGAUGCCCUCCAGUGGAACUUCAUCGGGGGGUUGGCGGCCCAGGACGACGGAUCCGUGGUUCCCGGACCAGUCGUAGACGAGACAUUCUGGCAGACGAGCGAUAUUGCCGAGUUCUGGGGCCCGGCAGAAUCGGUGGAGACUCUCAACGUACAAGGUCCUUUCACCACUUUUGUCGACUACUGCAACGCUCACCUCGAGAAGUACAUUCACAUGAUCAAGACGCACGAAUCGAUGAGGUGGCUACGGGAUCUGAUACCGAGACUGCAGGCAACCAUCACUAUGGCCACAGACAGGGCGAUAGCUUUGAAUGACACAAGAUUGAUCCUUGCCCAUCGGGAUCUGCACUUUGCAAACAUUAUGUUUGACCCCGAGACUGAGCGGAUUUCCUCAGUACUGGACUGGGAGUUCUCAAACAUCGUACCAGCGGCCAGAUGGAAUCCCGCUCACGCAUUCUUAUGGAAUGGUCAAGCGGGUCCGAGGAGCUUGGAGGAGAAAGCUAGACUGUAUGCGGAUUUCGAGCGACAAUGCAAGCAGCGCCAGAUCUUGGUGGACUAUAAGUUCACACCACUUCAGGAAGCCAUUCAGCAGGUUGUCACCUAUGUCCGGGCUUUAACAGAGGUUUGCCCCCGAGCGCAGCAAAAGGAUUCAGUUGCUGGUUGGCGGAGAUCUGCGGAAGAGGCUUUGGAGUCUUUGGGAGUGUGACAAUGACAUCCAAGACUGUCAUCUUGAUCCGAGGAGCGUGGGGAAGGAGCACCGGUCCGCAUCCGAAUGCUCAUCCAGGCGUUUUCAUUGGCCAAGCGGGUGCGGUCAAGCGCUUUCUGUCGACUGGGAUGCAAGCGGUUCGGCUUCAGGCAACGACCCUACUAUCAUAACUUGUAUCUCCAGCCAAAUACAUGUAAA